CUAAUCAAUCGAUAUUUGAAGGUGGCGGAGUACACAUUGAAAUAAAAUAAUCAAAAAGGUGCGGAAUUUCAUUCAAUACUAUUGUGCAGACAAAAAUUUCUACGUUCCGUAUAAUUAAAUGUUAAAAUAUUAAAGUCGUUAAGGAAAAAACAUAUUAGAGAUGAAUAGCAAUAAAGUGUUUGGCCUGUUAAUAAUCUCCGUACUCUUGGUUAGUGCAUUGGAGCCCACUCCAAGUUCGGCGGCAAAAGUAAUAUUUUAUGGACCCCCGAAAGUGUUGCACUCUCAGCUCUUGACAAUGGUGUCGCGGAAAGCGCCCUGUCCCAAGGGCAAAAUAAGGGAUCAUCGUAAUAUUUGUAGGAAAGCUCUCACAUUUAGUAGAUUGGCACCUAGAUAAGACUAAAGUUGGAACGAGUAACUGCUACGAGGGUAUUACAAACGUCCCAAAGUAUUGAAUUGAAUACUAUAUGCAAAAAAAUAAUUUAAGGCUAUAUAAACUUUGGCAACAAAAAAAAAAUUAGCUUUGCCAAGGGUUUAUGAAUCUCCGUUUGAGAACCUUUAUGAAAGAAACAUCCUUGUGACAUUUUUUAAAGUUUCAACCAUAGUUUUAAUGAAAUUUUGUACAAAAUGCAUAUAUUUUUUAUAGUUUUUAUAUAUUUAUUUAUUUAUUACCAUAACAUACCAAAAUAACUCGAACGACAAUGUCAUCUAAAAACCAAAAAUUAACAAACGAACUUUGAGCCAAUGUUGCCU
Stomoxys calcitrans (stable fly) is the source of this 750-nucleotide messenger RNA. RefSeq lists its product as uncharacterized. Bases 161 to 394 code for a protein of 77 amino acids. The transcript has 2 exons. Lineage: Eukaryota; Metazoa; Arthropoda; Insecta; Diptera; Muscidae. The record is from RefSeq and is a predicted model, not a curated record.